AUUUGACAUUUAAUUAUCAAGUACAAAAUCAAAGAUAAAAUAAAUCACAAGUUUCAUGACGUCUAUUAUGUAUCUCUAUAAUGUAUUGUUCAUAAUUACUUUACGUGUAUACAUUGUAACUCUAAUCAUCACGGCGUUUGAUCAAUAGCAACCUAUCAACGGUUACCAACGACACUUCAGUUCAGGGAUAUACGAGUCCUAACCUGGAAACCUAAUGGCUGGCAAAGGUAAAGGCAAGAAAAAAGAAAAGAAAGAUAAAGAAGAUGGUGGAGACAAGAAGAAAUCUAAAAAAGGUGGAGGAAGAGCCAAGAAAAGCAAAGCAAAGGGUAGAUGUAAUGUAGACAUGCUGACGGACGCAGCAAUGGACAACGUUUAUUACGCGUGUCAUAACGUUCAAGAAUUAUUACAGGCUAGAGGUUUUCAUCCUCCCGAUUUUAAUAAGAAGAAAAAGAAGGGGAAACGCUAAUGAUUAAUAUGUUGCGUUUAAGUUUUUUUGUUACAGAGAAAACUAGUUUGAACUAGUUUAUUCCAAAUUUGCUGUCCUCGUUUGUUUUGGCCAAAGUCGACAGUUUGUCGACUGCAGCUCGCAGAUAGUGUUUCUAUUUGUAUUUAAAUCAUGUUAAUUGCGUCGUUCGAAACUUUGUAGAAUGUUUUG
Nymphalis io (European peacock) is the source of this 655-nucleotide messenger RNA. Its product is annotated as small lysine-rich protein 1. Lineage: Eukaryota; Metazoa; Arthropoda; Insecta; Lepidoptera; Nymphalidae. The record is from RefSeq and is a predicted model, not a curated record. Bases 215 to 466 code for a protein of 83 amino acids. The transcript has a single exon.